AUGACCCCCGUCCAGCCCACAACACACCUCUACCGCGCCGUCCUGCGCGAGAUGCGCCUGGCUUCGCGCCAACCUCGUGCUACCCGCAACCCCGUUGUGGGCCGGGAGCUGCGUGCCAUGAUUGACGAGGCCCGCCUGUGCACCACGUCGCCCAAGGAUGCCGACGCGCUCGACCGCGCCCUGCUCGAGGCUGGAGACUUUAUGCGCGCCGCGAGGAUACACGCCCGCUACAACCCGAUCCACGGCAUGAGCGAACAGGAGCGUAUCCACGCCACUGCCCGCCGAGUGGGUCUUGACACUCCCGUGGAGUACAAGAAGGACGAGUAA
Molecule: messenger RNA, 327 nt
Organism: Apiotrichum porosum
Lineage: Eukaryota; Fungi; Basidiomycota; Tremellomycetes; Trichosporonales; Trichosporonaceae
Exons: 3
Coding region: 1-327 (108 amino acids)
Biological process (GO): mitochondrial proton-transporting ATP synthase complex assembly
Cellular component (GO): mitochondrial matrix
Source: RefSeq, a predicted model, not a curated record